Messenger RNA from Anopheles stephensi (Asian malaria mosquito), 2692 nucleotides. RefSeq lists its product as uncharacterized. Gene Ontology annotation, molecular function: DNA translocase activity; ATP-dependent chromatin remodeler activity; ATP binding. The record is from RefSeq and is a predicted model, not a curated record. The transcript is spliced from 2 exons. Gene Ontology annotation, cellular component: nucleus. Bases 176 to 2389 code for a protein of 737 amino acids. Gene Ontology annotation, biological process: double-strand break repair via homologous recombination; reciprocal meiotic recombination. NCBI's taxonomy places the organism in Eukaryota, Metazoa, Arthropoda, Insecta, Diptera, Culicidae.
GUUUGGGUUUGUAAACAUAAACAAAGGGCGCAAAACAGCUGUCCUUGUAGAACGCUUCCCGCGUUUAAAUGAACAACAUUAAAGGAACAAACAUGCACUGAUUUCCUAUUCGGAAAAGGAUCUUCGAUCAGUUGGAUCGGUGGAUCUGGUGCAGCACGUACAGCAACCGCAUUCAAUGGUGCUACGAUUGCAAACCACCGGACAUCUGUAUCUGGACGGGUCACGUACGUACUGUGUGCAUCGGGAGCUCGUAUCGAAACUUGCCAUCCAUCAACUGGAAGCGGUUCGCUUUCUGUACAGACAGCUGCGUGAGUAUACCGGAAUAUUCUUGAACGAUGAAUCAGGGCUCGGUAAGUGUUAUCAGACGGUUGCUUUCCUAUCGGCCCUAGCGGUAAACGAGGACCGUUCGCUUAUCCUGUGCCCAACUCACGAUCGCAUACACCACUGGACGUACCAUCUGGAUGUGUUGGCACCUUCGUUACGCACUAAAGUACACCCGAAAUCGUACCAGGACAUUGCCAGCGAACAAUCGACACUCCGGGGCACCGAUUGGCAGUAUGUGGUGGUGGACGAAACCCGCGAGUUUAUGAGCGAAAAGCAGCUGGAAACACUUCGUUCACUGGCGGUGAAGCGAUACAUCUUUGUCAGCUCGGUCGAUUUGCUCGUGCGGCUAGAUUUUUGUUACCCACACGAUCCGACCCAUCUGCGGAAGGUGAUUGAGCAGCAGCAAAAGCAACGAUCGAAGAAAGGAAGCUUCAAGGUGUAUCUGUGCACGAGACGGUUCCUUCUUAGACGAUACGCUGACAAUUAUCGCCGAAAGCUUCCACUGAUUGCAAAGAGCGAAUUUUUGGAGCGAUUUCGUGCGUGGAGUGUUGCAAAUGGUGUAGAAAUUCCUGUUCAAGGGACACCCGAACCGACGGAAGCUUCUGGAGAGGAAAACAGUUUAUCGGCAUCGCACAUCGAAGAGGAAGCGUCGAGCGUUGCUGUUCCGCUUGGUUCCGCAACGAUGACACCGGAUGCAAUGGGCGGAUGCCAAGAGCAGGCUAGCGAGCAAGAUGAUACACCACUCUCACCAGUGCGCUGUGGACAGGGGGAUAACCUAGCGAAGCAAACAUCCCCGGACCAUGCAAAUGAAGCAAUUCCGGUGCACUACACCGAUAGCGAACCGCUUUUCGAACCAAACGAAACCAACACGGAGCUGAUGCCGGUAUUACGCGUCGAAUCGGACACACCGUCGGAAAACAAUACCAUCCCCGAGACUGACGGAACCAUCCCCGAAACGGCACCCGACUCCCAAGGCUACCUGCAGUUUGGGCAGGAGUUGCUAAGCCACGGCUACUCCUCAUCGCAACCAUCCCAGCUAGCUCUGGCCACCGAACGGUAUCGAUUCCCUAUCGAAAAGUUCCUCCGAAGCCAAGGUCAGCUUAAAUCUUCCAGCUCGUCGCUAAGCGUCGAAAGCAUCCCGAACGGACAACCGGUUCCACCGGUGACGGAAAUCGUUAUCAGCUCGUCCGAUUCACCACAGCGCACCGCCAAAUCUCCGCCACUGUUUGAAGACUCCGAUCAUGAUACAAAAUCACUCAACUCUUGUCCCUCCGAUGAUGAUGAUGAAUCACUCAUGGAGCUGUUGGCCACCUCACGCACACUGCCACCGAUCGGGCUGGGUGUGGAGAGAAUCCCAUCGCCGAGCAUUGCACCCCGGCGACAUCCUUCCUUUAGCACACCGAUCACGAAGUUAAUGUUUGGUCCGUUGGCUGAUGCCGGAUCGGGCAACGUUUCAUCGGUGGAUAUGUUUGCCGAAUCGUUAGUUGCGGCCGGCGAGAAUGCGGAUAACGUGUUUGAAAUAACGAAAAACAACGCUUUUCCCAAUCGGAUCGUUGUGAACGAUGAGGAUGCGGAUGGUAAUGUGUCGUUACAGCUGGUGGAUGAUUCCAGUGAUGACGAUGACGUGCAGAUAGUGGACGUAACGGAAGGAAGGAUCAUUGACUUGGUUGAGGAUGUGGUCGGCACACCGAAAUCACCGGACAAGCUUAAUAGGCCGAUUGUGUGUCAGAAGACACCACCGAGUGGUGGCCUAAAUCGGAUUGCUUCUCCCGGUCGCGGUUGGCUAGGGAAAGGGCUUCGUACGGCAUCUGUUUCGCCGGCUAGUGGGAAAAAUACACCGACCACCAGUGGUAAGCCAUCGCCGGUUCGGGCCGGGUGUAGUAGAAGUGGUGGCUCUGGUGUUGCUGGUACGAGUGGGCACAGCAGUAGUAGUAGAAGCGUUCGUAAAGGGAUGAGCCCGGUCGUACGGGACGCUAAAAGGCGACGCAAAUUGGACGAUCUGUUUCAAACUGUAGACGAUACGAAACGAGGCCGUAACAGUCAGCGACGAGGAUCGAGAAAGUGAUCGAGCUUUGUCUCUAGUUUAGGUCUUUAAUAGUUUAGACUCAUUAGGACGGAUGUUUGUUUAAAUGUUCGGAAUUUUAAAUUGUUAUAUGUUUCCAAUUCCCGUAUGUGACUUUAUGAAGUAUUUGUGUACAGAAUCAAUUGUUCUGAUUCCGAUUUUAGUUAGGUUUAUGUUUUUUAUAAUGACUCUUUUUGUAUUGUGUCUAGCAAAUAGUUAGGAACAACCUAUCUAAAAGCACAACAAAGCAAAUUUUAAGAAACAAAAUUCAAGUACUCCGCACUAAGGCAGUUACAGAUAUGUAUA